UGUUCAAAUUCUUUUAAUUGUAUUUAGAAUUGAGUGUACACUGGUACACGCUCAAUUCAAUUAGAACAAUAAGAAUGAACGCUCAUUAUAAUUGUUCUCCAAUUCUUGAUAAGUAAAACUACCAUAUAAGCAAUAAAAAAUUAUCGCCCAUAUCACUGCAGCAAGUCCCAAUACUGAUAUCGUAAAAACUCUUUCUUCCAAACCGUUUAUCGAUCACUCGUCAUCUACUCGAAUCAUGUCAUUUCUAAUAAAUCAUAAUGGAACGUAGUACAUACCAUGAAGAAAUGCACUAAAUUUUAAGAACAUAUCUAUAUGAAUAAAUGUAAUUUUCAUGUCACAAAAUUUAAGCACAGCGAUUACGUCUUUUCGAACGACAUCCAAAACCUAUAGAUGCGUGAUGUAAACCCAAACGUUUGGUUUGCAAACCAAAAAGUUACGUAGGGUCCAAUAACUUGGAAUUAUUUAAUUAAGCAUUAUAUUUACGAGUUUCUCGUAAAUCAAGGUCUAUUUUCCAGAGACACGUUUCCUGCGUAUACAUUCUUCCAAGCCCUUUAUAACCUCCCAUUGUUUUUAAUUUAUGACGUUUUCAAUUAUUCAAAGUGUUUCGUUAUUUGCAAAAUAUGUAUAUAUGUACAUAGGCUCUGAUUGAUUGCCUUGUCACUUCUUACACUCGUAUUGGACCUGAAACAACUUUUCCAGCAACAUGUUGUCCAUGAGGAGAGUUUCCAUUUUUUUCUUUGUGGUGCUAUCCAUUGUUCAAAAUUCCGAAUGUGGCAAGAAGAAGAAGAAGUUCGAUGUCAACAAAUUUAUUGAAGAACACUCGACCUGCAAUGGAGAAACCCCUGCCCUCCCCAUUGACUGGAUUCCCAACGCCAUUGCUGCUGCCACAAAAUGCUUGGAUAUCACCGAUGAAUAUUGUGCCAAACUUUGUUUGGCCUACAAUUAUGACGGAUUUAUUGUGAACAAUAAACUUGACACGAAAUGGCUGAAGGGUAAAGCCAAAGAGUUAAGCGUUAGUAAAGCCAAUGAAAACGCAAAGCAAUCCAUCGUUGUAGCUGUAGACGGUUGUGCGAAGCCUAAUCCUGCAUAUACAAGGCCAACAGAAAAUACUGAGGAAUGCCCAGAAUGGCAAAAAUUUGAUGAUUGCAUGGACGACGCGUUCAAAGUUGCUUGCAAAGGGAAAAAACCAAAAGUCAGCGAUGAUUUCUUGGACUAGAGUACACACCUAAUAAUAAAUAUAUCCACAAAAUUAGUUAUAUCUUUAUAGUGCAAUUCAUAUACGGGUUUCCACUUAUUUGACUUGAUUAACCUUUAGAAAUUAAUAGUGGCAUUACACUUAUGUAACUAGACAGCCGUAUUUGUUUGUGAACUAAUUUGAAUAAAGGAAGAGAGCAUUGGUUAUUUUCUGGUGAAGAUUCAUAGUUUUUAGCAUUUUAUAAGAGGAACCACGGCUUACUAAUUAAGCACUUCCAAA
This is a messenger RNA of Folsomia candida, 1474 nucleotides long. RefSeq lists its product as uncharacterized. The record is from RefSeq and is a predicted model, not a curated record. Lineage: Eukaryota; Metazoa; Arthropoda; Collembola; Entomobryomorpha; Isotomidae. The coding region runs from base 704 to 1216 and encodes 170 amino acids. The transcript is spliced from 4 exons.